Molecule: messenger RNA, 669 nt
Organism: Bacidia gigantensis
Lineage: Eukaryota; Fungi; Ascomycota; Lecanoromycetes; Lecanorales; Ramalinaceae
Exons: 2
Coding region: 1-669 (222 amino acids)
Molecular function (GO): protein binding
Source: RefSeq, a predicted model, not a curated record
AUGUUUCGCUCCUUCUCAUCUCGGGAUCGUGCGGGCAAGUCGGUCAAGCCAAUCAAGACCAAGAAAUCGUACAGCGAGCAUCAGAAGAAGAAGCUUCAGCAAAAGUUGGAUAGUCGUGAGGGGCGUCUUUUCGCCGCUCAUGAGGACCAAUUAACUCGAAGCCCUUUCUUCGCCGCGGCUCUUCGGGGCCAGUUCUUCGAAUCCGAUGCGAAGAGGGUUGUUCUGCCUGACGAGGAACCCGAGAUAUUCUCUUGCGUCCUCGAGUAUCUCUACAAGGGUGACUAUGCACCACGUUUGUUGUUCAACAAGCGUCGGAACUCUUGGGAGCUCGAUGGCGCAAAUAAUGGCAAGCCAGCAGGAGGUGUGAAGUCUACAAUACAACAUUCUGGCGUGGGCGGAGAGGUCCUACGGGACACCGUCGUCUAUUGUACUGCUGAGAAAUUUGGCUUGGACGAGUUGAAGCGUCUUGCUCUUCGGAAACAAGGCCUUCAAUCCGGCAUCCACGUCGAAGUGAUCUUGCGGUCAGCUCGGUACGCAUAUGACAACACGCCAGACACAGACUCGCAACUCCGCGCUCAUUACUUAGCGCUCAUCAUCAGAUGUCGCAAGCUUUUCAAGAGGAGUGGGAGAAUGGAGAGGGAGAUGGAGAUUGGUGGAAGUAAAUUGUAG